Messenger RNA from Aspergillus fumigatus Af293, 897 nucleotides. Its product is annotated as putative mitochondrial DNA replication protein (Yhm2). Gene Ontology annotation, molecular function: tricarboxylate secondary active transmembrane transporter activity. The record is from RefSeq and is a predicted model, not a curated record. Gene Ontology annotation, biological process: mitochondrial citrate transmembrane transport; alpha-ketoglutarate transport. Lineage: Eukaryota; Fungi; Ascomycota; Eurotiomycetes; Eurotiales; Aspergillaceae. Gene Ontology annotation, cellular component: mitochondrion.
AUGUCAGCCACUACUGCUGAGAAGGCCUCUACCGGCCGUACUCUCGAGAAGAAGCCUGUCAAGUUCAGCAAUCUGCUACUCGGUGCAGGAUUGAACAUGUUCGAGGUCACCACUCUGGGACAGCCACUGGAAGUGAUCAAGACGACCAUGGCUGCCAACCGAGGCGACAGCUUCGCUGGCGCUAUGGCACGGAUAUGGGGUCGUGGCGGGAUCCUCGGUUAUUAUCAAGGUCUCAUUCCGUGGGCCUGGAUUGAGGCCUCCACCAAAGGCGCUGUCUUAUUGUUCGUCGCGUCCGAGGCGGAAUUCCGUGCCAAGGUACUUGGUGCCCCCGACUUCCUGGCGGGUAUUGCUGGAGGUAUGACGGGUGGUGUUGCGCAAGCAUAUGCGACCAUGGGUUUCUGUACCUGCAUGAAGACCGUUGAGAUCACCAAGCAUAAGAUGGCUGCUCAGGGUGUCAAGCCCCCGGGUACGUUUGCUACCUUCAUGGAUAUCUACCGUAAGGAAGGUAUUCGCGGUAUCAACCGCGGUGUGAACGCGGUGGCUAUCCGCCAAACCACGAACUGGGGUUCUCGCUUUGGUCUCUCCCGUCUGGCGGAGACCGCUAUCCGUAAGGUGACCAACAAGGACGAGAACCAAAAACUGAGCGCCAUCGAAAAGGUCAUUGCCUCUGGUCUGGGAGGUGGUCUCUCCGCAUGGAACCAGCCCAUUGAAGUUAUCCGGGUCGAGAUGCAAAGCAAGAAGGAAGACCCCAACCGGCCUAAGAACCUGACUGUUGGCAAGACCUUUAAAUACAUCUACGAGACGAACGGUAUUAAGGGUCUCUAUCGUGGUGUUACUCCUCGUAUUGGUCUUGGGAUCUGGCAGACCGUCUGCAUGGUUGCUCUUGGUGAUAUGUAA